GUAAAAACGUUGUUCACAAACAACAUCAAAACGAGCACGAUUAAGAAAUGAUGUUGCUGCUUUUCAUUUCUUUGGGUGAACUCGAAGGGAGCGUCACACCCGCCCUCGCUCUUAAAAUCAAACGGCAUCACCACACGUAAAAUGGAGCGCUCUCUGAAUUGGACAACCAAAACUUGCACUACGUUAAAAAUAGUAAAGUCAAACAACGGUAAAAUUACGUUUUUUCUACUUCGAUAUACAUUUAUAAGACAAUAAAUAAACACCACUUGACACUUGGGUAUCUCGAGUUAAACAAAUGCCGGCAAACCGACUUUUAUUUCCUCCCCUAAACGAGCUAAAGCUAAACUCCGCGUAAGUUCACUGGCGUGAGCCGGAAAGUAACUAACGUUUCUAGAAGGUUGCUAGAUAGGCUAAUGUUUAGCUACAAACGGGGGGAGGUGCGCACUUUUCGGCGACCUUUCAGAUGGCUGUACGCUGGUUAUGCAGGCUGCUUCGGCUCUCCAUCUGGGUGCCACUUGGCUCCACGACCCGCCCUGCCGUGGCCGAUGGAAACAGACAUCCGUUAAAAUGUGCGCGAAUGUGUUCGGAGUUUUGAAAAGCCUGUUUGGGAAGCCCUUUGAUGGUGGGAAGAGGAUGGACCAUGGCGGCCCGCAGCAGCACCAGCAUCCGACGGAGCAGCAGCAGCCGUAUCACCAGCAGCACCCCGCCAUGACGCGGCUGUACGAGGUGCACGGCGAGGUGGCGUCUCUGGGGCCCCAGGUGUGCACCUUCAGCGGCCUGCAGGACGACCGCGACUACAAGCGCCUGGAGCGCGAGCUGACGCGCCUGCUGCUGCAGGUGGACCAGGUGGACACGGAGGGCAAGCCCGAGCUGCAGGGGGCGCGGAAGAGAGCGGCGCAGGAGGUGGAGGGCCUCCUGCGCUACCUGGAGGAGAACGCCACCCACCCGUCCCGCGCCGUCAUCGAGGAGGUGAGCGACGAGGCGCGGCAGCUGGUGGACGACCGCGUGGUGGCGCCGCAGCGGUCCGGCGGCACGGCCGAGAUCAACGACGAGCUGGUGGACGCCCUGCAGGUGAUGGUGCUGCGGCUCACCCAGGUCAAGACGGAGGGGAGGGUGCCGCUGCGCAAGGCGCGCUACCGGGCGCUGACGCGCCUCUGCGCCGUGCAGGACGUGAUCGAGGGCCGCACGGAAGCAGCAAAACGCUUCUCGCUUGCCGUCUGCCCGGGGGAAACACUCUACGAAUACUUUGUGAUUCCAUCGUUGAGUUGUUUUUCGCACUCGUUCAGUGUUUUUUGUGUCUUCAGGUACGACCUGGGUCAGAAUAACUCCAUCCGGGAGAUCGAGGCGGUGCGAGCUCACGUCUCCCACCUGCGGGACGGCGUCCUGCGGCACUGCGUGAUGGGCGACCUGAGCUUCAGGCCCAAAGCCGAGCUGCAGGGCCUCCUCACCCACCUGGACCAAGUGGACACGGCCAAGAACCCGUGCAUCCGCGAGGCCCGCCGCCGCGCCGUGGUGGAGGUCCAGGCCAUCAUCACCUUCCUGGACCUCCGCGAGGCCCUGGCUCGCCGCCAGCCGGGCCCCGGCGAGCACCCGGCGCACCGGGCGGUGUGGCUGGUCCUGGGGAGCCUCUCGGACCUCCAGGCCCAGGCGCUGGGCUUCGACGGCAAGCGGGUCGACAAGAGCUACAUCCUGCUGGAGGAGCUGCUGACCAAGCAGCUGCUGGCGCUGGACGCCGUGGACCCGCAGGGCGACGACACCACCAAGAUGGCGCGGAAGCAGGCGGUGAAGUUCGCCCAGAACAUUCUCAACUACCUGGACAUGAAGACGGACGAGUGGGAGUACUGAUAAACAGGGAGGAGGAGCCAAUAAUCUGUAUAUAAAAGACAAACUAAACUCUAACUGGUAUGCUAUCAUUCCACGGGCUGUACAUAUGGACUCCAAUCCCCAGAAUGCACUGCGGCGGCGCUUUCCUUUCAUCCCUUUUUUGUGGUAGAUGUUCUGAGAAGAACAAGGAGAACUCCUUUUGUGGAACAACAAUUGAAGAUUUUGUUCCAUAAUCUCCCAGAUGUGUGUGCGAUGUGUCGUCUGUCAUUGUGUGCGAUGUGUUGUCUGUCAUUGUGUGUGUGUGUGUGUGUGUGGCCCGGCUGGUGGUCCUGUCCUCAGACCGCUCUGGGUAUCGAUGCAGGGCGACGGAUCGCUCGGCUGUGGGCGUCGCGUCGGGCCUGAUUCUCAUGGAGGCUCACGGCUGUGUUAAAUACAGCGGCCUAAUUAGGGAAAGGGUCGGUCGCCCCUGGCAACCGCCGCGCGGUUGGUGAACCGCCUGUUUACUUAAAUUUUUCGUGCCGUUUCGUGCAGGAAUCAAACCGUUUCUGUUUUAGAAGCGACGUGGAAGAGGAGGAGGCGGAGCUGAGUGCGUGAGGUCAGAGGACCCGUGUCUCCGGGCCCAUAAAUCAGCUGACCGCCGAGGAGACGAGAGGACGCUGGAGGAGACGUGGGGGCUGCUGUUUGUUUUUUUUAAUUCAGCCAUCGAAGAAGAGGACUGCUGCUGCUUUUAGUUCCUGCACACACUUUGUACCGAGAGGAGAAGUGGGACUGGGGGGAGGAAGAGGAAGGCGGCGAUAUCCUCCUGAUUGACACAUCGAGGCUGAAGCCCACAGGCCCGGCAGUCGUGUCCUGGUGGGGGGGUCGAUGUGUUGAUCGUGAUCGCAGUCGACAGCCUUCUAGAAACUUCUCUAAGGUCGAGGAGGAGGAGGAGGGGGGAGGGAGAAGAGGGAGAAGAGGGAGAAGAGGGAGAAGAGGGAGUCCAAAUUCUCUGUGCCUUUUUUUUCACCCUUCCAUUUAAACCUGAAAUAAGACGGAGAGAAGUUUUCACUACCAGAUUAAAAAGGUGAAAGACGCCUGUAAGGAGGACGGUUUCUUUUAACAUUGUGAAAUCUGCCCUUUCUGUUCAGUUCUCUUCGUCCAACGAGCCCAGUUAUCUAUCUGGUAUUUAUAUUUAGUGAAAUUAUUUAUUUCACUGACCUGGUAAGUUUGUUUUUGUCAACGUCUGUUAAAAAUUAACUUUGAACCUCAAUUCUUAAGCUACUCAGAAGGAAUAAGACAUUUCAACUGCAGAUGAAAACCAUGUGAUACGAUGCAAACAAGUAAUAAAUGAAGUAUCUUUACAGAUUAAAGAACCCGGCAGAAUGUAAAGCAGUUAAAACCGGCUCCACCUUUAAAGAGGUGAACACAAUAAUGCAACAAUUAACAAUACAGUCCAGGAAUGUAUGUAUUGUCAAAAGAGCCUUUCUGUAUAUUAAAGACUACACAGCUGGAAGCACCAUCUUCUAAAUGUUAAGCCCGAGGAGGUCUUUGUCUGCGAGACGAGUGUAUGUGGCCCCCGGGUUCCUUUACACAUCUGGAUUAAUGAGAACUGUCCACAGCGUGAGGCUUUCUGGGUUUCUGCGGUCUGAUAAAAGGUAUUAACCGCUGCAUGAAGGUUUGUCAGUAGUGUGAUGAAGGAGAAGUUGAAAUGAGAGGAAACAGCGUAUUUCUGGGGACUAUUUUCAGCGGCGGAGGAAUCCACAAGUCUGAGCGACGCCCCCUUUUUCUGAGAGUGGCAUUUAAUAAAUCUCCAAUCCUAAAAUAGAAGAACUCUGUCUUCUCCACCCGGACGUCUUGUAUUCCCUCUCACACACACACAGCUCUGAGUAUCUGAACCUGCAGUCCAUUAGUGGGACCCGGGGGGUGGGGGGGGCAGGUGGGGAGGGGGGUGACCUCCAUCAGUCCUUCUCGAUGCGUUCACAAGAAACAGAGUGCAGGUUUUGACAUUUUAUUUGAAUGUAGUCUUCGGAGAAUGUUUCGUUUUUGUUCAUCGCACCAAAGUUGAUUCCAGAGAGCUUAGAAAUGAGGAAGGUGGAGGCUCAGGAGCAAGUUCGGCUUACUCCACCCAAAGACGAACACCUUUGAGCUUGUUAAGCUGCAGGUCAAAGGUCAGCAGCCGGUUGCACCAGCUGAGGUUUGAUUGUACGUCAUCAGUUUAAUAUUAAUACAUUAUUUAAAAUGACAGUAGUACACUGGAUAAUCCACAUUAUUUAGAGUUUAUACAGAGUUUUUUGUUACAUUACAUUACAUGUCAUUGUUGCUAAUAAUCUGUACUUUGAUUUGUAAUGCAGUAUUUCUACACUCAUAUUGGUACUUUUACUUAAACAACUGGCUUGAAAACUUCUUUCACCACUGAAUUAAUGCCAAACCUCCAUAUUUCCAAAUUUUCCCUCUAUUUGCUUUUUAUAUAUCUUUAUGCUAAGCUAAGUUAGCUGGCUGCUAACGGUAGCGUAUUUGAUCACGCAGACGCCCCGAGAGAGGCGUCCAUCUUCUCAGCGAACAGCCGGCGAGAAAAGCGAACACGCAUUCUUUCCGAAAUAUCGAACUGUCGCGUUUUAAUUCAACCCGAGCGGUCGUAGAGUCGUAGAGAUUCCUCGGCUGCGUUUCAGAAUUCCCGCCUCUAGCUGGUGCAACGUGGCGCUCGAUCCAGCAGCGGUGGAUUAAACGUGGUGAAACACGAAGAAAUGAGGACUCGAAAAAGUAGAAAUCCUCCAAAAAAGAAAUCGAUCUUCCGUUAGCGAACCGUAGCUAAUAGUUAUUUUACUCGCGCGCGUCUUCAUGUUUGUUGCUGCUUCGCUUUUCUUUCUGCCAACGACAGGAAAACGUGUUCUGCGUCGGGGAAAAGGGGGGAUUGCAAUUGGUUGAUUUUCCAAAUACAUUUUCUUAAGUCGCCUUUAACUGCAUCGAUUGUGAAGCGCUUCAACGAAGAAAAUUUAAAAAGCACACUAAAAAAAAAAGUUUGUGUGAAUGCUCCAUGGAUGGUUGUGUAUUGAAUUUGUAUUCCCACUACUAAAUAAAGACGGCGUGUCUUGAACAGUG
Gasterosteus aculeatus aculeatus (three-spined stickleback) is the source of this 4902-nucleotide messenger RNA. NCBI's taxonomy places the organism in Eukaryota, Metazoa, Chordata, Actinopteri, Perciformes, Gasterosteidae. The record is from RefSeq and is a predicted model, not a curated record.